This is a messenger RNA of Paecilomyces variotii, 2712 nucleotides long. RefSeq lists its product as hypothetical. The transcript has 3 exons. The record is from RefSeq and is a predicted model, not a curated record. Bases 311 to 2239 code for a protein of 642 amino acids. NCBI's taxonomy places the organism in Eukaryota, Fungi, Ascomycota, Eurotiomycetes, Eurotiales, Thermoascaceae.
CGCCGUAGCGUGGUGUUGGCAGGGCAACGACGAACCCACUCACAGGUGAAACUGCCAACCAGACGACGAACCUGGGCCGACUCCUACAACAAACUUCCGCGACGGACGUUGACAGCUUUAAAUUAUUGUUUCUUUCUUUCUUUCUUUAAAUUACGACAUCGGGCUUAUCGCUCCCUUUUUUAAUGAAUGAUUCAUAGGGAAUAAUAUCCGAUACUGGUGUUUCUACUACAAGGGAAUAAUAAUAUUUCUUAAAAACGCGUCGCUUUUCAAGUCACUGUCGAGCAUUCCGUUGACAAUUUGCUGCCUCCUAAUGGAGAUAAAGGAUACAGUCGGGAUAUGCUCCUCGGGCCCAACAUGCAACACUUCACCUUUUGCAAAUCAGUGGCGGUUCACGCCCGUCGCGGUAUCGAAGAUAAAGGCGCCGCGCCUGUGGGAUCGCAAACCCUCGACGCCAUUCCUGGCACGUUCCAGGCCGCGCAAAUUGUGGAAGCGCUUCCGGAGCUCGUUCGACACCAUGAAACAACUCCGACGGCCAGCGGGUGAUGAGGAAGAUGAGCUGGUGACUGAGAUCAACUCAUCCGCAUCGAAGGGUUUAGCCCGCGGCGUGAAGAGACGUUGUCUCGAUACCAACGGUCCCGGAGUCGCUACCGCCGGAGAGAUCGAGCGUGGACGGUCCUUUCUCGAAACCAAGUGGGAGUUAGAGACAACCAGAAGACGAAAAUACGCGACACACACGGAGUGCCAUCGCCCAGCUACUCAACCGGAGACCGCAACUGAUGGCCAGGACGGACCGGAAAACUACUCGCAAGAAACAAACCCGGCAUUUGAGAACAAUACGCAAGGAAGUUCGCCCAUUCCAAGUGAGGGGCAGGAUGCGACAUCCGACAGCGGAAGUCCAGACGAAGAUACCUUCUUGAACGGCCAACUUGCAUUAGACCUGCCUGCGUCUCCAACAAAGGAAGCCCCGAGCUGUGAUCAACCCACAAGUCUCUGUGAAGAUGAAAAGGCCAGCGAAACUGUGGCCGAUGAGGAUGCCACCGCUCUCGUCCAAGCUUUCAAUUCAGACUGCCACCGGCAGGAUACUCAAGACUCACAAGAGACAGGCGAGACGGUUCCCGAGACGGCGGCCAAUUUGGACAAAGGCUCUCGCAUUGGCCAUGGCAACUCCCCAGGCCCGGACGGUCCGUUCCCCGCGAUCAGCGUCGUGAUCGAGCACAAGAGCCAAAGCGCCGCAUCGGAGGGCAAAGCGUUGAUUGCUGAGGAGGCGACUCUUAUUCGAUCGGCACUGAGAUCUGCUGCUCUGGACGGCGAGGAUGAAGAACUGCUCAACAACUUCCUGUCGCGAGCUAAAGCCAAACGGGCCGCGCACGCUGCAGUGACCCCGAAGGAUGGUGAUCAGGUUCAGUCCGCUCCAGCAGAUUUGGUGCCAGAGUCGCCCACUCCUCGCAGCCGUCGGGCCCUGGAAGAGCUCGAUACCAACUCCCCGUCUCUAGCACCUCCAUCCCCCGCCAAAAUCGAUGGCGCCCUGGUCGCUGCUGGCGAAGACUCCAAAGAUGCUGGCCCCGGAGAACCCGAGGACCCCCAGCUCGCCAGUCCAACCCGUCGCCGGAGCAGCAGGACGAAGCCGUCGAAAGCGCCCAAGCGCGCACCACCUCCCGCCGUCCCCAACCAGAUCCCUGUCCGCCGCCCGAAGGGGACGGAGUUUGUGUUCCUCCAGCGGACCGAGGCCCAGGAGCUGGCGCUGACCACACGCCGGAACACCAAGCGCAACCGGGGCAAUGCACGGAUGCCGAAGGAGAUGCUGCAGACUCUGGCACAGCGGCAGGAGGACGACAGCGACUCCACCAGCGGCUCGUCGCGAUCUCGCCGGCGUCGAGGGAAGGGCAAGACGGUGUCGUGGAGCGAGCAGCUGGUUGCUGGAAGUACUUCUAGUUCCUGCACUACUGCAUCUCCGUCUCCUGCACCAGCCACACCCCGCGCCCUGUCCCCCGCCAGUAUUGCCUCGCUCAUCCCAACGGCCGUCACCACCGCGUCCGAGUCCGACCUCAGUCAACGCAAGCGACUGGUCCCCAAGGCCCCUGGAGCGUCCAAGGGUACGAUCGCGCGAUCACGUCUGCCAGCGCGCACGACCGCCAGCAGCACGAGUAGUAAAGCUCCGGUCAAGAGCAAGAGCACCGGCAUACUUCACGCCGCAGCUGGCUCGACGCCGAUGCCGAAACGCGUGCGGGCCAGGAGGUAGUAGUGUAGUAUAGUAAUCUGGCACCGGUGCCUGGUUGAGGAGGAAAGUGGAGGACAAUCGUAUCCAUCCACUUUGGCGGCAUGUGGAUCAUCUAUCUUUCUGUGUUCGUGUACAUAUUAUUUGCUGCAUCAUGGUUGUAAAAGGCGUUGGAUGGUGGGUGGUGGAUGGAUGGAUAGAUGGAUGAAUGGAUGGUCUGACAUUCUUACCCACGAUGAAGACAGCCAGGGACAUGCCGGCUGAAAGGUUCCAACAACUUCAUCGUUCCUUGUACAUAGAGAGCAAGAGAGUACCAUAAUUAUUCUAUAUUAACUACUGCGACAAUCAAGCUAUGCAUGCAUCGUGUGCGCCCUUCCUGAUAGGCCAGCUAGUCUACCCGGGAUUGCCCGAGAUGGAUCCUCCGGAUGCAUGGGCGAAUUCCCACUUGGGCUUGCUAGUCGAGCCCUACACGCGGCGCCAGUCAUAGUGUGGAUUGG